This is a messenger RNA of Maylandia zebra (zebra mbuna), 3247 nucleotides long. The record is from RefSeq and is a predicted model, not a curated record. Lineage: Eukaryota; Metazoa; Chordata; Actinopteri; Cichliformes; Cichlidae.
CAGCCUCUCUCUCUCCCUCUGUCAGUCUCUCAGUCUCUGUGCGCAGGCGCAUUUCGGAGCUUGUUGUCUGGCUGUUACCGGAUCGACGGGACGACGUCCUACUGAGAAACCAGAGCGCGCGUGUGCGCGACAGCUGUGUGCGCGUGUACACGGAGUGUCUCUGAAGUCGUGGCUCUCGGUGCGCGUGCAGGAGGUGUAAAAUGUGCGCUGAGCGCUUCAUCCCGCUGACAGCGCUCCUCUUCAUCAGCGUGGCGCUGCCAGCUGUGCGCUGUCAGGGGAUGACCGAGCCUGAUCAGAGUCUUCUUGGCAGCGGGAACGGUGGGAUCACCGUGGGAGGCCUCAAGUCCGUCCUGGAAGACGCCAUCUCCCCGGCCUUUGGCGCCACCAUCAUCAUCAUCAUCACGGUGAUCAUGUCCGGCAGUGCGUACCUCUGCUUCCUCAAGUACAUCUGCAACGGCUGCUGCAAGCCCAUGCAGGUGGUACCGGCCGCUGACGUGGACCCCAACAAGGUGGAGGAGCAGGUGUAGGUGAUGGAGUCGGUCCCCGUGCUCGAUUCAGGCCGUCGAGUUUUUCUGUCUGAAACGUUGUUUUCAGUUUCCUGCAGCUGGAUGGAUCAGAGGCCUCUGCAGGCGAGACGUGAAGCUCAGCACAGGCUGGAGAAACCAGCCAAUCAGUGAACACUAACAUGGUGCAACCACCUGCCAGACGCGUCACAAAAUCAAAGACCUUACUUCAGUGGUUUGUUGGAUCUCUGUGUUUGUGUUCAGUGGAGCUCCGUGUGCUGACAUGUUCAUGGAGCGUCAGCAGGUAAAAAUACGAGGCUGCAGUUUCUGUGAGGAUCUUCAGGAACUGUUCUCCAGGCUUCCUGAAGGACAGUCAAAGCUCUUCUUUGGAUGUUUCUGCCUUUGCUUGUGUUCUCUGUCAGGAUGAUCCCACACUGCUUCAGUGGAGCUGAGCUCUGAGGAGGCGCAUCCAUCACUGAUGUGUGCUUUGUGUUUGGCAUCACUAUGAUGCUGAAAAAUGAAGCUGCUGCCAGUCAGAUGUUUCCAGAUGUUCCUGCGUGGUGGAUCAGACUCUGUAAUUCAUCAGUUUAUCAAAGAACCUGAAACCAUGACACAGCCUCCACCGUGCUUCACAGAUGGCUGCAGACUCUCACUGCUGGACCUCCUCCUGACCUCCUCGUACACACUGACCAUGAUGUGGAUCCAUCUCUCCAUCACACCUGUUCCUCUGACCUUCAGUCCAGUUCUGGUGUCAUUUUCAGCCUCAGGUUACUUUAUUUCUACAUGGAGGUAGCUUUGUUCUGCAGCUGUGAAUCCUCACAUACACACUCUCAGUACAGCUACACACAAACACAACGUUCAUUCGUCCGUCUCAGUAACGGCGGCUACAACAAAGCCAUUUUUAAACGUGCUGUUUUACGUUUUGGGACCAGAAGGAAAAACUGAAACGGACCAGCUGCACCUGCCUGCUGUGGUUCCUCUGUCGGCCCGUUGGACUGAGUUUCUUUUCUUUACCGAUAAAUAUCCAAACUGUGACACCAAAGAAAAAUGACAGGGUGAUAAAAUAAACCAUCAUGGUUUUGUCAACAUGGAAGCGAGAAAGCUGUGCGAGACAUGAGCGUGGCUGGUGGGCGUUAAGCUCCACAGUCUGACCUGUAAUAAGACUGACUUCAUGUGUGCGAGUGCUUUUCCUAAAGUCACGAGUCGUAUCUUUAGACGUAGCUAUGCUCGGCUGCAGACAGGACACCUCAGCAAGUACUGAGUCAUGGCUGCUACGUGCUGUGGCUGGAAAGAAACACAGCAGAUUUCCAUGAGACUUACUGCUUCUUACGGAGCAGAAGGCUUUUCCACGUGACCCCCGCUCGAUGCCAAUGUGCUCGUUAUGUUUGCGGCUGAAUGAACUGAACAUCAGCUGGCUCACAGUCUGGAUGCUGCUGUGGUUCUCACUCUGGACCAGGCUUGGUGUUCCUCAGCAGCACGGCGAGGUCAGACGGCGUACGUGUUUAAAAACAGGAUUCCUACAGAUUCGGUCACUCAUGGUUUAAUCUUAGGAUGAGCUCUAACUCACCUGGAAGGAAUAAUCGUGUCUUUUCAAAACACAGAAUAAGAACACAUCAGCAAGCGUCCACAUCAUCCCCACAAGUCUCUGUGAACAUGUCCCCACUGUGUGCUGCGUAAGUGAGCAGUGAGUGCACACAGCUGUGAUCUGGACUCAUCUGUUUGCCUUCAGUAAGGAUGUCUUCCUCACAGACGUCCUUACUCAGAGCAUUUCUGAGGAGGCUUCAGUGAACAGCAGAUGAUCAGCUGAAGGUCCUCCUUGUUUACCUGCUGUGGAUGGGCUGGUUCUGUGUUCAUGUCUGUUAUGUGUUGACACGGCUCUGGUUCAUCUUUUUGUUAGGAGCCUUUGAUGCUUGAAUGAGUUGUAGGUCAGAGUUCAGACCCUUAAUAAAAAACCUUCCUCGGGUACAAAGACUGGACUGAACCUGAGUGUAAGAGCAGCCAGUGUCCAAAGAAGACCUUUUACAGACCUUCAGGGGGGUGUGGAUCAAAGGUGUGCUCAGGUGAGUCCAGCUCUGCUCCUGUGCUGGACCGUUUGUCUCUGGGUCCCGGUGAUUCUGCUGCUCAGUCGCCAUCAGACUCACAAAAGCGCCGAGUGUCGGCUCUGCAGCUCCACAGCACAGAAACAGGCGUUUCUUUGUGUCUGCAGGUCAAAGGUCGCGGUUCUGCUGAAGUGGAGUCGAAGCUCCACACAGGUUGCCCCUCUGGGAGUCGUGUCACGUAGACACGGAGCGGCGAGGACUGCAGGACUGGAGCUGCUGGUCCAAACCUCAAACGUCCACAUGACGCACCAAAGAGCGUCUGUGAGCGCAGACGGGGUUUCCUCUGCAGUGAGGCGCACCGCAGGGUUUAAAUACAGCUUCUGUUCAGGUGAGCUGCCCAGAGUGUUUCUGUUUCUGUGGUGAAGUUUCUGUGCGAACGCUCUCACCAGGCUCUCUUGAUUUCCUCUGUCAGCGCUGCAGAGGCGCCUCGUUGGCCACGGCGGCGUGGAGAAAAGAGGACAGUCUAAAACAGCUGCGAGAGCUUCACCACAUCCUUCUCACCGCAGCUGCAGCUCUGAGCGCCGCUUUCUCACAGUAAACAGAGUCUGAGGCGAGUCUGCAGAGGAUCUCUGACUGAACCUGAGCGUCACCUCUUUGUCCUCUGAGGUCGACUGACACCGAUACAUCACUGGAGGACACUGACCA